Messenger RNA from Symbiodinium sp. CCMP2456, 1771 nucleotides. NCBI's taxonomy places the organism in Eukaryota, Dinophyceae, Suessiales, Symbiodiniaceae. The record is from the annotation of a GenBank genome assembly.
GUCGAUUGAGUAUCGUUUCAUGCUUCAUGGCUCUCUCUUGCCUUGUGUACGCCAGUACACGUACCUAGGCGUGACGUUUGCGGCAUCGCGCAAAUGGCAUAAGCAUGCAGCUCGUCUUAUGGACACCGGCAAUCGCAGAUUCCACCAAUUUCUGGGUUGGGCUGAGAAUCGCCAAUUGCACACAGGCAUCCGUAGCCAGUUGUUUCAAACGUAUGUCUUGCCCACCAUCCUUUAUGGAGCACAUUUUCUUGACUCUGGGCAAUUAGCUCGUUUGGACCAAAAGCUUCGCCAAUGGGAGCGUCGCUUGCUGCACUGGCCCCGCGGUGCACCGAAUGCUGCAGUUCUGGGUGAACUCGGCUGGUGGCCUUAUGUGUUUGAAGUGCAACGGUUGCAGUUUGAUCUCUUCGGACUCCUGGCUACUGCUGAUGCCUCAAAUGCUCGUCGCAGCCUCGCAGCACGUGUCUUCAGCUUUGCUUUGCAGCGCCCGGGUUCGUGGGCGCAUGGUGUUUCGCAACGAUUGCGGGAUGCUGGUGUUCCACUCCCCCGUUCAUGGAGCCUGGUGCCUGGCGGGGAUGCAAGGCAGGUGGCGCAUUGGAGUCGGCAUGCCGUGCGACCGGUGUUGCUGCAUCGGGCUCAGUCACAGUAUUGUGGGGAAUUGAUGGCAAUGCCGUCUCUCGCAGACUAUGCUGUGUUUCAGCCUCGCUUGCACGGUGGCAACAACAUUCAUUCCUCGAUGGCAGGAUUGCCCGGCACGCUCAGCGGCAUGGUCCCGAGUGUCUCUGCGGUGCUCCCCGAAGCACGGGGUUCCCGUGACGUAAAUAUCGUCGAGGAAUGCAUCAAAAGUGUUCGACGGGUGCAGCCGGGAUCUGGCCUCGCCUUCCGCGUCAUAAAAGACAUGGUUGGACUGGAGCGCAUGCUGAAUGCAUAUACCUCUGGAGCCGCAGCCAACGCUGGAGUUGCGCUUCCUGUUCUGGCGAUCGGAGUUUAUGCCUUGGUGCCUCCGAGUGGCGUCUUCCGAGAGUACAAUUCUUCAAUUGACGUUGGGGCCGAACUGUCUUUGGCCACGAGCGUGAAGGCAGCAGUUCUCGGAGGAGCGAUCAUGUUAGUUUUGCAUCUGGUACUGUUCUCAAGCGCACGAAGCCUUUCACAGUACCAGCUGCAGAACGCUCUGCAAAAGUCGAUGGGAUUGCUUUCCAGGGUAAUGGGCUUGAACAGUGGGAAGAAGGAUAAGGCAGAACCGUCCAACAUGGAUGGAUCUUCCAAUGAGGAGCCUGGAGUGGCUGUUCGCAAUGAUUGCCGAGUCCUCAGAGACUGCAUCGUCCCUCCUGUCAGACAGAAAGGACGUCGAGUCGCUUUUGUUGGAAAUGGAGAACUUCUUCACAUCAGAGCUCACAGCAUACAGGUUAUGCUGAAGGAUCUUUAUAGCCGGAAGCUGCAGUCCGCGAGCUCCACCACAUCUGGCGAUGCCGCAGAUCUUCGACAGGAGAUCCUUGAGAGAGGAUCUGAUGCCUUGAGAUCAGCGGCUUCUCCGCACGGGAAUGUCGCCCACAAUGCCAGCACUCGAAGGUUGUCCGGUCUCUUGGCAGCAGUGGGGUCCCGGAAGCAGACUUUCCUUCAUCUGGUCGAUAAGAUGCGUUCGGCUUCGACCACGAGCCGCGGAACCAUUCCACUGUCGGAUGUGCCAUCGCAAGUUGAGCUCCUUCUGAGUGCACUGCACACCUGCAGCAGCGCGGUGUCCACCAUACAGACGGUUUUGGCCCAGUACGGCUGA